Molecule: messenger RNA, 2427 nt
Organism: Brugia malayi
Lineage: Eukaryota; Metazoa; Nematoda; Chromadorea; Rhabditida; Onchocercidae
Gene: Bma-sel-2
Product: Neurobeachin homolog, putative
Exons: 15
Coding region: 1-2427 (808 amino acids)
Biological process (GO): intracellular protein localization
Cellular component (GO): membrane; cytosol
Molecular function (GO): protein kinase binding
Source: RefSeq, a predicted model, not a curated record
AUGCUUCGUAUGCAAUCUGUUCUUGCAUUUUCCUCCUCGCGUGAACCACUUUCUGGCUUGUUGCACUUCGUUCAUAAAACGGUUAACAGGAAGCAUGAAAUCAGUCAGUCAAUUUUAUUGUAUUGCGAUAAUUUACAUGGACGAUGGCAUUUUCACGAGAUCCGCGCUAUUUUUUUGCGUCGUUACUUACUCAAAAAUAUCGCACUGGAAUUGUUUCUCGCUUCAAGAACCGCUAUUAUGUUCGCAUUUACGGAUGAAAAUACAGUGCGAAAAGUGGUGGAUUGUUUACCUCGGGUCGGUGUGGGUGCCAAAUAUGGUUUACCGCAAAGUCGAAAAACAAGUCUGAUGACUCCGCGGCAACUUUUCAAACAUUCUGAUAUGUCACAGAAAUGGCAACGACGAGAAAUUUCCAAUUUUGAUUACUUAAUGUUCUUGAAUACCGUUGCUGGUCGAACCUAUAACGAUUUGAAUCAGUAUCCAAUUUUCCCAUGGGUUUUGGCGAAUUAUACAUCACCAACGCUGGAUCUUAACAUUGCAUCCAAUUUCCGAGAUUUGUCGAAGCCAAUUGGAGCGCUGAGCGAGAAUCGGCGUAAAUUCUUCCAGGAUCGCUACAGUUCAUGGGAGCACGAAACCAUCCCUCCUUUUCAUUACGGAACACAUUAUUCGACGCAGGCAUUCACUCUCAAUUGGUUACUCAGAGUUGAACCAUUUACGACAAUAUUCUUGCAUAUGCAAAGCGGUAAAUUCGAUCAUUCAAACCGCCUCUUUCAUAGCAUAGCCGAAGCUUGGGAAAGUUGUCAGCGUGAUUCACAUGAUGUUAAGGAAUUAAUACCGGAACUAUAUUACAUGCCAGAAAUGUUGUUAAAUACGAAUGGAUAUGACUUAGGAAAACGUGAUGAUGGAUCUGCAGUUAGUGACAUCAUAUUACCAGCAUGGGCAAAAAGUGCCGAGCAUUUUAUUGCGUUACAUCGACAAGCACUUGAGUCAGAUCUUGUCUCAUGUCAAAUGAAUCAAUGGAUCGAUCUUAUUUUUGGUUACAAGCAAAAAGGCCCCGAAGCGGUUCGUGCUACAAAUGUCUUCUACUAUCUUACCUAUGAGGGAGCGCUAGAUUUAAACUCUGUUGAUAAUGCAUCCAUGCGUGAAGGUCUAGAACAGCAGAUGAUAUCUUUUGGACAAACUCCGGCUCAACUCAUGACUGAACCUCAUCCACCUCGUCAUUCCAUUAUGACUAUCAGUCCAAUGAUGUUCCAGUCCUGUCGCGAUGAUUUAUGCAUGUUGAUGAAGUUUAUAUCAAAUAGUUCAGUGGUUCACAUUAGUGCGAACACUUUUGCGCAGUUGGCACAUCCUACGGUUGUUUCGAUAACAAAUAAUUUGAUCUUCGCAUUGAAUCGUUGGAAUACAAAUUAUACAGGACCAUCAGUUCCUUCGAUAUCUACUAGCAUUGGCAACCAGAAUAAUGAAAAUAACGCUGAUUCGAUGGGUAAUACAAUUUCAAAUCUUCCUUUAACGGUUGAUCCACUUUUAGCCGCAGGUAAUCCAUCCCAACCAUUGCCUCGUCGACACUUGGGUGAACCAUUCGAUCAACGUCUAAAAAUUCGAUGGAAUAAUUUUGUAACAACUGUUGAAAGUCGUUCAAUAAUAGCUUGCGGUUAUCCGGAUUACAGCUUUCGUGUUAUUGACACAGACACCGCAAAAGUGCGACAAGUAAUUUACGGUCAUUGUGAUGUGGUUACUUGUCUAGCGCGUUCUGAAGCUAACCUAUUCGCUGAUUGCUAUAUUGCUUCUGGUAGUUUGGAUUGUACGGUAGUAUUAUGGCACUGGAAUGCGCAAACACAAUCGAUCGCUGGGGAAUAUAAUGUUGUAGGAGAAGCAGCAACACCUCGUGCUAUACUGACUGGUCAUGAAACUAUCGUGACGAUGAUUUGUGUAUCAGCUGAACAUGGUGUCGUUAUUUCUGCAUCUCAAGAUGGAACUGUUCUUAUUCAUACUACGAUGGGUGAUUUGUUAAGGCGGUUAGAAUCCGAAAAUUUGCAUAGUUUCCCAGAUAAGGAAGUGAAUUUGUUGUUAGUGUCACGAGAAUGCAUUUUGUUGGUGCUGCAUGGACGUCACAAUUUAGUUACCUUUACUACGAGUGGACGAGAAUUAAGCUGUUUCAGAGUUCCCGAAAGAAUUUUAUGUGGAGCAUUAUCACGCGAUGGAGAAUAUGUUGUUGUUGGAACAAAGGAUGGACGUGUUGCAGUCCUACGACUUUUUCCUAUGCAACUUCUCUAUACAUUCCAGCAAGCAGACAGUGCAGUUCGAAGCAUAGCUCUAUCUUCAAAUCAGCGAUUUGUAUUGGCAGGACUCGAUUCCGGCGCUAUUAUUGUUUUCAAUAUUGACUUCAAUAAAUGGCAUUAUGAGUAUCGUCAUCGUUAUUCAGUACGAUGA